CAGUGGACUGUGAGUGAGGUGGUACAGCAGCACAUACCUACUCCUCAGCGGCACACAGGAGCCGCCAAUAUGAAGGUCUUUAUCGUUUUGGCUGUGGCGGCGGUGGCAUCCGCCCAGUACUACGCCUCAUCACCUGCGCCGGCCAACCGAUACGCCCCCACCGCCGCCCCCGCCCCCGCCCCGGCUCCGUCCAACCGCUACGGCGCGCGUGCCGCCCCCGCCCCCGCCAACCGCUACGCACCCACCGCCGCCCCCGCUCCUGCCCCCGCUAACCGCUAUGCGCCUACCGCCGCCCCCGCUAACCGCUAUGCACCUACAGCCGCCCCCGCCCCCGCCAACCGCUACAGCCCGGCCCCUGCCUCCGCUGCCCCGGCCGCCGAAAACCGCUACAGCCCGGCUCCGACUCCUGCCCCAGCCGGCGGCUACAGCCCGGCUCCGGCUCCUGCCCCAGCCGGCGGCUACAGCGCCGAGGAGAGCGGCCCGGUCAAGUACUCGUUCGACUGGUCGGUGAACGAGGACGAGAACCAGUACAGCCACCGUGAGAGUCGGGACGGAGACAACACCGAGGGCUCCUACUCAGUGGCGCUGCCGGACGGCCGCGUACAGACCGUCACCUACACGGUCAACGGAGACGGCGGCUUCGUGGCCACCGUGACCUACGAGGGCGAGGCCCAGUACCCGGCGGCUCCCGAGGGAGGAUACCAGCGCGCUCAGCCGGCCGCCGCGGCGCCGGCGCCCCAGUACGCCCCCAGCACCACCGCCAAGCCCCAGCGCACCUACGCUCCGCGCGCGCCAGCCCCCGCCACCGCGAAACCGCAGCCCAGCUAUGCGCCGCGCACCACCGCCGCCCCGCAGCGCAGCUACUCGCCGCAGCCGACGUCAGCCGCGCCGGCCAGCUACCCCCAGCAGGGCGGCUACCAGCGGCCGCAGACCUACUCGCCGCGCCCCCAGCCGGCCGCCCCGCGCGGCUACAGCGCCCCUAGCGGCGGCUACUCGCAGCAGCCGACCGCAGCGCCAUCUACCGCCGCGCCGGCGCUGCCCUCUGACGAGUACGGCGCACCGCCGGCGGCCCCUGCGCGAGCUGCCUACCCAGAGUAUAAGACUCCCAGCAACCAGGGGUACCCCGCGUACAAGACGACGGGUGGUCUGAGCCAGGAGUAUGGCGCUCCCGUCUCCUACUAGAGAAAAACACCUGAAAGUGGUCUCUCACCCUCUUCCCCUUUGAGACAGCCAGAGUAGCUGCUGGUUUGAGACCGUUCAGGUUGCUGAACGGCCUCCUCAGCCCAAGUAGCAGCACCGUAAAGCUGUCAUACUGCUCAAGUCGCCUCCCACAAGAAAAGUGACCGCUGCCCCUCAAAUCCCAGACUUAAUGUUCAACGCUCACUUAAAAUGGUCGCUUGAAUUGCUGACAUGAUCUGUGAAAAGCUUGCCUAGCUCAGAGCAGGCUGUAAGCAUCUUCAUUGUUUGGUCAUUGAAGGAUGAAAGUCUUGCAAGGCAGCCCAUAGCUCGUCAUGCCUGAGAGGUAGUGCGAAGACGUGGACUCUCUCAUGUGAUAACUGAGGAAACUUCUAACAUAUUUAUUAUAUUUAAAGUGUGAAAGUGCCGAAUGUAGCGCCAUGAUUGUGCUAUUCCCGCCGUGUGCUGACAGGGAGCAUCAAUUUAAUCUACGAGUCUGAGCCAAAUCCGUCCAAUGUAUGUGUCGUCACUGAGUGGCAUCGGUGACAAAAGAUGUGUGCUUGUAUGUAUAUGUUGUCUAGUCAAAAUACACGGUCCGAAACUGGGCGCAAUUUUGCCAAAUCG
Amphibalanus amphitrite is the source of this 1800-nucleotide messenger RNA. Its product is annotated as cuticle protein 19.8-like. The record is from RefSeq and is a predicted model, not a curated record. Gene Ontology annotation, cellular component: extracellular matrix. The coding region runs from base 70 to 1182 and encodes 370 amino acids. The transcript is spliced from 3 exons. NCBI's taxonomy places the organism in Eukaryota, Metazoa, Arthropoda, Thecostraca, Balanomorpha, Balanidae.